Aspergillus oryzae RIB40 is the source of this 1752-nucleotide messenger RNA. RefSeq names its product peptide MFS transporter. Gene Ontology annotation, cellular component: plasma membrane; fungal-type vacuole. Gene Ontology annotation, biological process: oligopeptide transport; transmembrane transport. Gene Ontology annotation, molecular function: dipeptide transmembrane transporter activity; tripeptide transmembrane transporter activity. NCBI's taxonomy places the organism in Eukaryota, Fungi, Ascomycota, Eurotiomycetes, Eurotiales, Aspergillaceae. The record is from RefSeq and is a predicted model, not a curated record. The transcript is spliced from 3 exons. The coding region runs from base 1 to 1752 and encodes 583 amino acids.
AUGUCUUCAGAUCGUGAUGUUGAGGUGACUCAACAACAGGCCCAAUACAAUGCCACACAUGUAAUCGAUGACAAGGAUGGCCUCGAGGCCAACGAAAAGGCUCUGGGACCUACUCCAGAUGGCGAAGAGCCCACUCAGGAUGAAAUCAAGAACUUGCGCCAUAUUGCGGAGAACCUGCCUGUCUCCGCCUGGCUGGUCGCUAUUGUCGAACUUUGCGAACGUUUCACAUACUACGGUAUGAGCGGGUUGUAUCAGAACUACGCGAACCUUCCUCUAGAUGGUAGCCAAGGACGUGGUGCUCUGGGCCUUGGUCAUCAGGGUGCAACUGGUCUUACCACCUUCAACCAGUUCUGGUGCUACGUCACUCCCAUUGUUGGUGCCAUUGUUGCCGAUCAGUACCUUGGAAAAUACAAGACCAUCGUUCUCUUCUCCAUUAUUUACAUGAUUGGUUUGCUCAUUCUGGUUUGCACUUCAAUUCCCUCGUCUCUUGAACAUGGCGCUGGUUUGGGAGGCUUCGUCGUUGCCAUCCUGAUCGUCGGUCUGGGAACUGGUGGUAUCAAGAGUAACGUGGCCCCUCUGAUUGCCGACCAAUACAAGCGGAAGAAGAUGGCUAUCAAAACCAUCGCCAAGACUGGCGAACGGGUCGUCAUUGAUCCUGCCCUGACAAUUCAGCGUAUUUACAUGAUCUUCUACGGAUGUAUCAACGUUGGUUCUCUCUCGUUGCUGGCCACUCCUUACAUGGAGAGAGAUAUCGGCUACUGGUCUGGUUAUCUGCUUUGUCUGUGCAUGUUCAUCUGCGGUUCCUGCGUGCUUAUUGUCGGACGCAAGUAUUACGUCGUCCGCCCUCCCCAGGGUUCUAUCAUCACCAACGCCUUCAAGGCGCUGUGGAUUAUGGUCAUCAAUCGUAACAUGGACGCGCCCAAGCCCACCUGGCAGGCUGAGCACGGUAGCCGCGACGUGCCUUGGGACGACCACUUCGUCGACGAGCUCAAGCGUGCUCUGGUUGCCUGCAAAGUUUUCGCUUUCUACCCCAUCUACUGGGUCGUCUACACUCAGUUCUCGAGUAACUUCGUCACUCAGGCCGAUCAGAUGGAGGGCCAUGGUGUUCCCAACGACUUGAUGCAGAACUUCGACCCUAUCUCCAUUAUCGUUUUCAUCCCGGUUCUGGAACUAACGGUCUACCCCUUGCUCCGUCGUUGUCAUAUCCAGUUCCGUCCUAUUACCCGUAUCGCUCUAGGCUUCAUCGUCGCCUCUUUGGCUAUGAUGUACGCCGCCAUUGUCCAGCAUCUCAUUUACUCUGCCGGACCCUGUUACGAGCACCCUGGCUGUGAUGCCUCCAUCGUCAACGGACAGACCACUGGCAACCGCGUGCACAUUGCCAUUCAGACCCCUGCCUACGUGUUCAUCGGUCUCUCGGAGAUUUUCGCAUCGGUGUCCGGUCUUGAGUACGCUUACACCAAGGCGCCCCCAACCAUGAAGUCGUUCGUGCAGUCCAUGUACCUCCUCACCAACGCCUUCGGUGCCGCCAUCGCUGAGGCUCUUACUCCUGCCGCUUACGAUCCCGCCAUCAUGUGGAUGUUCGUCGGUCUUGCCGUUGCUUCGUUCCUCGCCGGUGUCAUCUUCUUCAUCGUGUACCGCCAUCUGAACCACACAGAAGACGAGAUGAACGCCCUCGACGCCGAUGAUGAUGUCGUAGCUGCGGCUCAGCAGGCGGAGGAGGAGAAGAGGAGGAAGAAAGAGGAGAGCUCCUGA